This is a messenger RNA of Rhagoletis pomonella (apple maggot), 1275 nucleotides long. Its product is annotated as phospholipase A2 group XV-like. The coding region runs from base 1 to 1032 and encodes 343 amino acids. NCBI's taxonomy places the organism in Eukaryota, Metazoa, Arthropoda, Insecta, Diptera, Tephritidae. The transcript is spliced from 6 exons. The record is from RefSeq and is a predicted model, not a curated record. Gene Ontology annotation, biological process: lipid metabolic process.
AUGUUUUGCUGUAAAAUUGAAGAUUCGACUUUUCCAUUCCUACUGCGUGUUUAUCAACAUCUUCCGACAAAGGUGUGUCAUGUGGUAUCCUUUAAUCAAAAGAAACCAUUGUCCCCGGUAAUAUUUAUUCCUGGUGAUGGCGGUAGUCAAUUGGAGGCUAAACUGAAUAAAUCAGAUGCGCCCUUAUAUUGCUCAAAAAAAGCCAAUUGGUAUAGCCUAUGGUUGAACUUAGAAUUAUUGGUUGUACCGCCAGUUUAUUGUUGGGUGGAAAAUAUUAAAUUAUAUUACGACAAAGCUACCAGAACUACGCACAAUUCACCUGGUGUAGAUAUACGCGUUCCUGGUUGGGGAGACCCUGAUGUCGUGGAAUGGAUAGACCCGACACACAACAAAGCGGGGGCGUACUUUAAGGAUAUUGCGAAUGUGCUUGUCGACUUGGGAUACGAGCGAAAAAAGAACAUACACGGUGCGCCGUACGACUUCCGCAAAGGACCAAGUGAACAUAACCAAUUCUUUAUUGAUUUGAAAAAGCUAGUAGAGGAUACAUAUGAGCGUAAUUCAAAAUUGCCAGUAACAUUUAUAUCGCACAGCAUGGGAAGCCCAAUGACAUUAGUGUUUCUGCAUCAACAAACCACAGAGUGGCGACGGAAAUAUAUAAAGAGGCAAAUAAGUCUCGCUGGUGCUUGGGCGGGUAGCAUGAAAGCUGUCAAGGUGUUUGCAAUGGGCGAUGAUUUGGAUUCAUUCUUCCUCAGUGGAAAAAUUUUAAAACAAGAACAAAUAACUAAUCCUUCCACCGCAUGGCUGCUACCAUCACCACUCUUUUGGCGCCCGUCCGAAGUCUUGGUGGAAACUCCGUCACGCGUAUAUACAAUGUCACAGCUGAAGCAAUUCUUUUCUGAUAUUGAUUACACAAUUGGAUGGGAUAUGCGACAAGACAAUAUGCAUUUCACAUUAAAUUUUAGUCCGCCAGAUGUAGAAUUACAUUGUCUCUAUGGUGAUGGUUUGGACACCGUCGAGCGGUAUGUCAAUUAAUUUGUGUAAAUAUAUAUCGUCGUUUAAAGUACAAAACCACGUAUCAAGAAAAUACAAAACCACGUAUGUGAGGUUGCCAAGAUAUUGUAGGAGAGAGUAGUAAAGGUAGUCCUAUUUCAAAACGCUUCUCUUUUUUUAUCCCUAAUUAUCUGAACUUAUAUCUAAGUAUCGAUAUUUUAGCUUCCGAUGAGCAAAUAUCUUUUUUGGCACAAAUGCCAUUAACGAGGUUUUGUAGAACGACAA